Messenger RNA from Maniola jurtina (meadow brown), 3277 nucleotides. Its product is annotated as F-BAR domain only protein 2. Gene Ontology annotation, biological process: clathrin coat assembly; clathrin-dependent endocytosis. Gene Ontology annotation, cellular component: plasma membrane; cytoplasm; clathrin-coated pit. Lineage: Eukaryota; Metazoa; Arthropoda; Insecta; Lepidoptera; Nymphalidae. The record is from RefSeq and is a predicted model, not a curated record. The coding region runs from base 64 to 2742 and encodes 892 amino acids. The transcript has a single exon.
AAUACAGGUCAGUGAAUGAAAAAUAAUGUAUGAAUAUUAAUAGUUGCAUCCGUAACAGCAAAGAUGAGUGUCAAUUUUGUAGAUUAUUUCUCCAACGAGCACAAUGGAUACGAUAUUUUAUAUCAAAACAUGAAAUACGGACUUAUAGCCAGCAAGGAACUCUCAGAGUAUCUUAGAGAGAGAUCGAAUAUAGAAGAAUCGAACUCGAAACUUUUGACUAAGUUAGCGAAGCAAGCGAAUAGCAACUGCGCUCAGGGCACCUUCGCACCCUUCUGGGGCGUCCUCAAGUGUUCGGCUGAGAAACUGUCCAAUUUGCAUCAACACAUGUUCCAAAAAGUCAGUGAGCUAGUCAAAGAUGUAGCCCGCUAUGCAGAUGAGCUUCACAAAAAGCACAAAGCUGUUAAGGAUUCAGAAUCAAGUACUUUAGAAGUGGUAUUACUCAUACAGAAUACAAAACAAGCUUUACAGAAAGCCAAGGAUGUGUACACAUCUAAAUCAGCCGAGCUUGAAAAGCUUAAGAAAGAAAAUGCCUCCUCUAAGGACAUUGAGAAAGCCGAAGUUAAAAUUAAAAAGCUGCAUGAAGACUUUAGACAGCUAGCAGAGAAGUACAGUCUUGUGAAACAAGAUUUUGAAAAGAAAAUGACUCAAACUUGUAAACACUUCCAGGAUGUAGAGGAAGCUCAUUUAAAACAGAUGAAACAGUUUGUCAAUGCCUAUGUUGACAUAAUUCAAAAUAAUCAUGAUCUAAUGGGCCAAGUUCAUAGAGAUUUCAAGCACCAGUGCCUAGAAUUAACUGUAGAGAAGUUGUUAGAACAGUUUCUUGUGGAAAAAUACAAUGCUUUGGAGAAGGCAAAUCUAAUGGAACUUAUUCCCACCCUGCCAAAGCCUGGCUCAGCUAAUAAUUCCAUAUCAGAAGCAGAUCAAAUAUCCACAGUGUCUAACGGGUCCCACAAGCCUGCCCAGCCGGCUAAACCACCUAAAAAAGAGCCUUCAUUUGCAUCUAAGACCUCAAGGAGAACAACCUCCCUAUUGAAUUUAUUUACACCAAAUUUUCAGAGUAAAGAUGAACCCAGUGUCAGUAAUGAAGGUGGUGCUCCUUGCUCAGCACCAUCGAGCCCCAGCGGAACACCAGCCGCUGAUGUUGUGCCAGAUAAAGAUGAUAACAUGAAUCGGAGUACGAUUCGUGAAUCAAAAUGGUUUCUCCGAAGUAGGAGGGCAAAAAAUAAACCAAAAAAAUCAAAAAAGAAAAAGGAUGAAAUAUCAGAAAAUUCAAAUGCAGGUGAUAAGUCUGACUUGGAAGAGAAAGAGGAGGAGACCCCUAAAGAGGACCUGAUGAAUUCCCCGGAGGUAGAUGAGGAAGGCUUCUGUAUAAGGCCUAAAGAUGAAAAGGGCAGUGUUUACUCCUCCACCGACUCUGACUCUGAAGAGGAAAGGGAACAAAAGAUUCAUGUUGAAAUAAAACCAAUCAGCAAUGGAAAUGCUCCAAUGUCAGCGAGUGUUGAUGAGCUCAGGGCUACAGUAGAAAACAUAGGCCUGAAAUAUAAAAUUGGUACGACCAGACGAGGUUCCAAUGCUAAUACGAGCAAAGUGAGCAGUGAGUUUUUAGUUGACUUGAAUUUCCCCAGCCCCAGUGUUAGUAACCCAGCUUCACCUCACGGUAAUAUCUCGAACCCUUACGCUCCGUUGCAGGCGAAUCAGUCAAAUUUACUUGAAAGUCCCACCCCAGUGUCGACCGCCGAUGUCGGCGAUCUAUUCUCGGAAGUCGGUGAAAUGUCUCAAUCGAACUUCCGAACGUCAACGCCAACGAUAUCCACUAUAUCGUUGCCGCGUCCGCCGUCGCGGCGAUCCGAAGGCGACUUCCGAACGGCCGGCUCCUCGGGGUCGCGAGGGCCGUCACCUCUCACUAUUGGCAUGGCAGACACCAUACCCCUAGCUGUCGCGUUCCAUGAAAUUAUACACUCCUAUUUCCGUGGGACGGAAGAAUCGAAAUGCCAAGUUAAGAUGUCUGGAGAUAUGAUGCUUUCGUUCCCUACUGGAAUAGUAGGCGUACUCGCUAACAAUCCUAAUCCAGCAAAACUCUGCUUUAGGCUGAAAAACAUUCAUAGACUGGAUAAUGUAUUGCCUAACAAGCAGCUCAUUAGUAUAAACGCCAUGAUGUCCACUCGUGACACUACCGUUGUAGAAUUCAAUAUGCCCGCAUUAACAUCUCUGUUAAAGAGACAGUCGGAGAAGAACCCUACAGCGCAAUACUUCAACGUGGAUAUCUUGAAAUAUCAGAUACGACCGAAAACCGGUGCAGCCUCCUGCCCGUUUCAAAUGGUAGCCCAUUGGAAGUGUGAGCAAGAUCACACAGACCUCAAAGUAGAUUACAAGUAUAAUCUUCAUGCUAUGAGUCCUCCAUCGCCAUUGCUUAACGUCUCUGUCUGUGUGCCUGUCAGUGGCUCAGUUAAGAACAUAAUCGCUAUGCCCAAAAAUAUAUGGAACUCUGAGAAUGAACAAGCUCUGUGGAGAUUUACGGAAUUGUCUCAGCAUUCGGAGGAUAGAGGUGUAGGGUCACUGAGAGCACGAUUUGAGCUGACCAGUGGGCCUUCAAACAAAGCAACUAUCUCUUCCCAGUUUAACUGUGAGGGUGCAACGCUGUCUGGCAUUGAGUUUGAACUCAUUGGCAGCGGGUAUCGACUUUCACUUGUGAAACGACGCUUUGUAUCUGGCAAAUAUAUUUGUGACAGUGAAGUGCACUGAUCGAUCCAAUUUCUUAUUUAUGCAUGUACAGCAGAAUUUGAACUUGAGGCAAAGUUAUGGAAUUAAUAUCUUAUUUGACAUAAAAUAUGUUAUCAUUGGUACCUUAUGGGACUGUUUCCUGUCCACAAAGACAUUAUAUUACAUUUCAAUCACAAUGUAUGUCAAUUUUAAUGUUUUAUCAAUUAAUUACUUACCUAGUUUUUCUUUUAGUUUAGAUACUUAUGAUUAUUUAAUAAAAUCUUUUGUUCGAUCUAUAUGUUAUGAUAUAUUUGCAAUCGCACCAACUUAUUCUCGAGAGUAUAUACAUGUGCCAUUAUUCAUGACUAACUCAUAGAUAUUAAUGUGUAUUAAGAAUAUAUAUUAAUUUUUCUAAAACUUUCACAUUUACAAGCAUCAUAGAUGUAAAUUAAUUAAGUACCUCUAAAUGUAUAAUUUUAACUAACUUUAUAAAUGUCAUCACAAAAUUACAAAUUGCAAUAAGUAUUAGGACCUUUGUUUACAAAGAAACGCAGGUAUAUGAUACUUUGACCCUUAA